This is a messenger RNA of Oncorhynchus nerka (sockeye salmon), 1739 nucleotides long. RefSeq names its product protein-lysine methyltransferase METTL21C-like. The coding region runs from base 323 to 1207 and encodes 294 amino acids. Gene Ontology annotation, biological process: peptidyl-lysine methylation. The record is from RefSeq and is a predicted model, not a curated record. The transcript has 4 exons. NCBI's taxonomy places the organism in Eukaryota, Metazoa, Chordata, Actinopteri, Salmoniformes, Salmonidae. Gene Ontology annotation, molecular function: protein-lysine N-methyltransferase activity. Gene Ontology annotation, cellular component: cytoplasm; cytosol.
GUGAUUACAAAGAGUGGGAGAGACUGAGCCUGAAGAGACGCUGUGUUUACAAAGAGUGGGAGAGACUGAGCCUGAAGAGACGCUGUGAUUACAAAGAGUGGGAGAGACUGAGCCUGAAGAGAGAGCUGUGAUUACAAAGAGUGGGAGAGACUGAGCCUGAAGAGAGGGCUGUGAUUACAAAGAGUGGGAGAGACUGAGCCUGAAGAGAGGGCUGACUGUACCAUUAGAAGAUAAGGUAUCAACGUAACAUCAGCUACGCAACAUCAGCUACGACACUAUAUAUCAGUGCAGAGGAAGUAACAUUAUAAUUUAUCAGGUUUCUAUGGACCCUUUAUGCACAUCACACCAAGAGGAGGAAAAGACUGCGAUCAUGAAAGAAGAGAAGGAAACGGAAGACGAGAAGAAAAAUGAGGAGGACGAGAACGAUGAUGAUGAGGAGUCAGAUGAGGAGUCAGAUGAAGAGGAGGAAGAUGAUACCGAGACAACAGUGAUAGACGGUGAGGAGGAAUCGGAUGACCAAGCCAAGGAGACUGAACCCCAGCAGCAGAAGGAGCAGGCCUGGGCCCCCACUACCUACUCCAAGUUUGGUAAAGAGGUGUUUUGCUACGUAGGAAAGGAGAUCAGUAUCUUUGAGGCCUUGGACUCUUACGGUGCUGUCAUCUGGCCAGCGGCGUUGGCUUUGUGUCACUACCUAGAGACCAACGUUGAGCAGUUGAACCUGGUGGACAAGGCAGUGCUGGAGCUAGGAGCAGGUCCUGGCCUAGUGUCUAUUGUAGCCACACUCCUAGGUGCCUGGGUCACAGCUACAGACCUACCAGAGAUCAUAGGUAACCUGAGAGCCAACCUGCUCCGUAACACAAGAGGACGUUGGAGGAACACUCCCCAAGCUGCAGCUCUGUCCUGGGGUCCUGACGUGGAACGCAUCUACCCCAGAUCUGUCUAUCGCUAUGACUACGUGCUGGCGGCUGACGUGGUGUAUCACCAUGACUACCUGGAAGAGCUGCUGUUCACCAUGAGAUACUUCUGCCGUCCAGGAACCACUCUGAUCUGGGCCAACAAGGUCCGUUUUCCCACAGACCUGGUAUUCACUGAGGACUUCAAGAACACCUUCAACACCACCCUGCUGGCUGAGAUGGGAGAGGUUAAGAUCUACAAGGCCACAUGCAGAGAGACAGAGGAACACAUUCUACACCACCCUGCUGGCUGAGAUGGGAGAGGUUUAUGCCCAUUAUGUGUAAAAGGUAGGGAUUAGGGAAGACAAAGGAAUAGGUAACAUCCUGCAGACUAUGCCAAAUGUAACCAAGACUUCCUGUCCCUUCUUCCUCUGAGAAAUGCUUGAAGACAGAAGGCGGCCAUCUUGGCUAAUGAUAACGGACGUUGAUGGACUACUGAUGUUGUCAGUUGUUGAUGUUUGAUGUUCUACUCAAUACUUACCUGCUAUAUCUAGUGCUUUAUUGUUUACGUAGUUGUUACAUGUAGUUUGUAUUGAUAAUAUUAUAAAUGUUUGUACUUUGUUGUCUUGUUCCAUUCUGUAUUCAAAUAUAAUUUGUUAUGGAUAUAUAAAGUUUCUAGUAAAAAUCUACACAUUCACUUUUUGCUGCCCUGAACAUAUCAAAACACUUAUUACAUUGAAUUUCUUUCCUACCAAUCUACACAACCAACUGCACAUCUUCAAAAGUAAAAUAAAAAUGAUAGAAAAUGUUGUUUAAUUAAAUAAAACAUGUCUUCACCCCCCCCCC